CACAAGAAAUUGGAGGAGAGAGAGAGAGAGAGAGACGAGUAGGAAUAGGAAUAGGAAUAGGAAUAGAGAGAGGAGGAGGAGGAGGAGGAGGAGGAGGAGGAAGAAGAAGAAGAAGAUGAGGGGAAUGGGCGACGCUCUCGUGGGCUCCUCCUCCGCCUCCGCCAUUGACGACGCCGCAUCCUCCUCCUCCUCCCCCUCCUCGAGCUUCUCCUACCUCGCCAUAUUCCACAACUACCCUCUCAUCUCCGCCGUUGUCGCUUUCGCCAUCGCCCAAUCCAUCAAGUUUCUCACCACCUGGUACAAGGAGAACAGAUGGGAUCCGAAGCAGCUCGUGGGGUCCGGUGGGAUGCCGUCGUCCCAUUCGGCCACGGUCACGGCGCUUGCCAUUUCGAUAGGUUUCCAAGAAGGCUUUGGGGGUUCUCUCUUUGCAACCGCGAUGAUAUUUGCGUGCAUUGUGAUGUAUGAUGCUUUUGGUGUUAGACUACAUGCUGGAAGGCAAGCCGAGGUGUUGAAUCAAAUUGUUUAUGAACUGCCUGCUGAGCAUCCUCUCUCAGAUACGAGACCGCUGCGAGAACUUCUCGGUCAUACUCCUCCUCAGGUUUUUGCCGGCGGAGUUCUAGGGUUCGUCGUUGCUGCACUCGCACACUUGAUAAUCCGAGCUGCGAGUCACGUUUGACGUUCGAACACACGGAGUAGCGUCAGAACCGAAGGGUUCUUUAAGAUGCGAAGUCGAUUGAUCAUUAUCAGAAUCGAAAGGUUUGUUGUUCUGCAAUUUCAAAUCGACUGAAUGUUGAAUUAGAUAAAAACUUGUAUCCUAUUUGUGUGAUUGGUGAUACAUUCUUAGAAUUUCUUUUUUCUUUUUCUUUUUUUCAACUACAUUAUUGUAACUGGUGCUUAAAGGCGCUUUCCAAAUGGAUUUGUGAUUCUUCUGUAAUUAAACAACUAUGAUUCUUGUAUGAUUUAUUAUUAUCAUUUGGUACUUUUCAUGA
Ananas comosus (pineapple) is the source of this 989-nucleotide messenger RNA. RefSeq lists its product as uncharacterized. The transcript is spliced from 5 exons. The coding region runs from base 116 to 676 and encodes 186 amino acids. The record is from RefSeq and is a predicted model, not a curated record. Lineage: Eukaryota; Viridiplantae; Streptophyta; Magnoliopsida; Poales; Bromeliaceae.